Messenger RNA from Pseudomassariella vexata, 888 nucleotides. RefSeq lists its product as uncharacterized. The record is from RefSeq and is a predicted model, not a curated record. Lineage: Eukaryota; Fungi; Ascomycota; Sordariomycetes; Amphisphaeriales; Pseudomassariaceae. The transcript is spliced from 2 exons. Bases 162 to 791 code for a protein of 209 amino acids.
AUCCACACCAGGGUUUGAGUGUUCUUCCGAAUUUCUUCACAAAACCACACCUUUCACCUCCAUAAAAUAUCCAACUCAGCCUAGGCUUUCACGUUUCGCGAAUACGCAUAACUCCCUUGCCUGUUUCACUCCUACGUCAUAAACGACAGUCACAAGCAACCAUGUCUUUCACGCAUUCCCUACUGGUUCCUAUGCCAGCCAACCACACCACCAAGAUGUCUGCCGAAAUCAACGAGCAGAUCGACGAGCUCACAGAGAUCCAGCUGCGAUUGAAAAUGGUUGCUCAAGAGUACAUCAAGGCCACCGAGAAGCUCGGUGCCACUGUUUCGGGACGCGACAAGUCCAUCGGCGUCAAGGACCGAAUGAGCAAGAUGAUUCUCAACGCCAAGGAGUCGGUUGCCAAUCUCGACCAGAUGAUCCAAGCGACCGACAAUCUACUCAACCUGAGCUUGCCCGCUGCCGCCAUGAAGUGGGAUGACGAGGAUGAAACGAAGGCCAGGCUAACAAUGGAGCACAGGAAGCGCCUCGCCUCGUCCUACGUCGCUGCUUCUUCUGUCGACGAGGAAAAGGUUAAGAAGAUAAGGGACAAGGUCAAGGCUAAGGCCUCAGAAUCCUAUGCAGCCAAUAAGACCUUAGCUGACGCCAUGACUGUAGGUUUGGAAACUUCGCCAUUUUGGUGCGAGUGGAUGGCAACCAUAAGAUCCGAUCCACGAUUCGUGCCGAGCGCGACGCUGGAUCGGCCAAGCGAUUCAAUGCCGACAGGCAGCCUAGCAGCAAGGACUAUUCCUUGAACAAGAAGACCAGGGACUGCUUUCCUAAAAUGAUUACUGAGGCCUCUGCCACCGAAGAUGGAGAGACCAUGUGGCUAAGUACAGAGUCUGUGGGUGC